GUGUGUGUCUGUUUUUCCAUUCCAUGUGGUCUAAAUCGGCAGGUUGCAUGUGCUAAUUGCGUAAUUUUUUAUCUAGCAAUACAGUAUUUGUUACUUUAUAAUAGUGAAUAAUAAACUGCCACUUUUCACUUCAGUUGAUUCAGAAGAAGAAUAUAUUGAAACUGCUUCCUCCGAUCUGUGUUGUGGCGCGGUGAGAAGAUGUUUGGACAUGUAACUUCUGGAUGGAGGUCGUGUGAGUUGUUUCGGUGACCAGGAUGGAUAGUACAUUUCCAGAUCAGCUUUUUCCUGGUUUUUAUUACACUGGGCCCCCAAAGAAGAAGGCUGGCUGUCCUGUGCAUGGCUGGGGUUUGUAUGGCCACGUAUAUGGAACCGACUCCGGUUCUGCCGAGGUGGCUGAUUGGUCCUUUCUGGCGCAGAGGAAGGUGAUUGGGCCAACAUGGGCACCAGUCGAGUCUAUUGUAAGACCUCUUUUGCCACCCAAUAGCGUUAACAAAUGGUCUUCACGUCGUCUUACGAAUGCAUUGGACUUCCCGAAACACAUGCAGAACUUCUACCUGUAUAACUCUGAGGAUGCCUUUAGCACGAUGACCCAUCUCCUGGGGGACCACUUCAAUUUUGGAAGUGGGAUGCUGGAGGAAUGUAUGAAGAAAACCACUGUCAGCAUACAAAAGAUGGAGCACUUUAUGUCUAGUGCAAAAUUCAUAAAGUGCCCUUUAACACCUUUUGAAAAAAGAGCCAGUCUCUACAGCAAUUUGAUAGGCGACGUUAUCCAUGACAUCCCCCCUGGGCUCUUGGCUGAAUUGCUCUAUGAUGAGUUGACUCUGCAGAGGGGACAGCAGCAAUUCAAUGAAGUGGCCACUGGGGGAGCUCUAGGCUUUUUUCCGCUAUCUACUUCAAACACCUUUCAAGAAGGAUGCCUUGUAUACCCCAGGAAAGCUGCCCUGAAUUCACUUAACUUCCGCCGAGUGGUUUUAGAGUUUCAAGAGAAUAUACCACGACUCAAGGUCAUGAAUAAACCAAUCACCUAUGGGGUCAAUGGCACUAUCCGGCAGGUCAGCGUUGGCCCCAUGGAGGAGAGUGUUUAUAUUGGGGUGCGUACGGAUUACAACUGCGGAGUUUGGGUAGCUAAUUCCGCUCAGAAACCCCUGCCGCUUGAUGUGGUUAACACACAACAGAGGACCACCUGCCUCAGUGUCAGUCCACAUAUGCCAGGGGAACUUCUUGUUGCCAGUGAGAGUGGAGUUGCAUAUCUCUGGACUGUAGGAAGAAGCCUUCAGAAGUUCCGUGAGGAGGAGGAAAACCUUUAUUUCAACGCCAAGUCACCAUGGCGAUGGUGUGAUUUCUCCGCUCAUCCCAGAGUGAUGCUGUAUGCUGAUCGAAGCGGUGUGGAGUUAACAGACAUCCGGUCCAAGGAGACCUGCAGCCAUACUGUGUUUCACAUCGGGGCUACCUCAGGCUGCAAGAGUGGCGAGAGGGUCAUCUUAUCCAGGUACCUCUGCAACGUGAACGCACACCACCACCUUGUCACCACUCAGCAUUCUGCAUACAUCAUGGACGAGCGCUUUCCGUGUUUGCCCAUGGUCAAAUGGAAUCACAUGAUGGCAAGUCCACCCAUGUUUGCCCAGAUCGUUGGUACGGCAUCACAGCAUCAAAACACAGUGAUUUUAGGAUCCCAGUCUUCCCAGGAACUAAUGCUUCUGCAGUAUACUGGUGGGAAUGCAGUUGCCGCCCAAGUCUUAGGAGCUCCUCAGAAACUGUCUUAUCCUAUGAAAAGCUUGGCUGACCUCCCCCUCCAGAUCCCUCACAGGCAGAAGAAGGUCCAGGAGAGGCUCUCGGUGCCUGCAGCUGGCAUUACAUCAAUCUACCAUGACAAAGAGGAGUCCCUCUGUGUGCUCCAGCUCUCUGAAGUUGGGGAUAUCUUCUACCAGAUUCUAAGACCAGCCAGCCAAGACUCACUGCAAGCAGCAUGCCAAGAGAUGCCGAACGAAGAAUCUGUCACAGAACAGUCCGGAUCAUUACCACGGGAAAGCCAAGAGUCUGUUAAUAGCCCAUGGACUAGUAAUGUGAAUGACGGACAUGGAACGCGUCUGUUGGAAACGGAUGGGGUUGUCAGUCAUAGAGAGUGUCCACCUGAAACUUCUGACGUGCAGAUACAUGGUGUUAAUGAACCUGGUGUAAAUAUGACUGAGCAAGAGGACGUCAGUCGUUCGAAGGACAAACCAAGGCCUGCUAAAGUUAGCACGGCCACCUUCCUGAUGUGGAAAUCUUGGCUGAAUGUGCUUUGUAACAGGCAAAAGUCUACCCCAAGGUACAGGCAAUUACAUUGGACCCUAAAAACAAAAGACCAUUUUACAUUUGAUGGCACACCUAGAGAUAUUCUGGGAAAAGACCAAAUUACCAGUCUGAGGAAAAACAUGAGGGAAGUCAUGAAAAACCAAACGGUGCUGACUUGUGGUGCCACCAGUCUUUCGCCGCCAGAGGUGCUCCCCACCCCCGACCCUGUGGACACUCAGUCUUGGGGCGAUGACUUGAGUCAGCGACUCUCUGUAUCCUGGGAAGGGGGGUGGAAGAACUGGUGGGAAGAAAAGCAGGGGCUGAAUCGCGAGAAGAGGAUCGAGGAGUUGCGUAGGAAACGACGGCGACUAAAGCGGGCCCGAGGCCCUCGCGUUGCUCUUUCCGGAAGCUUCACCACUUCCGCUAGCUAUCAGUCAGAUAUGGAUGGUUGGUCCUCUGCUGUCAGCGAUUUUGGUAGUCAGGAUCCUGAUUUGGAUACCAGCACUUUUUCUGGGUACCUCUCAACUCAAGAGGAUUCUACAGAGCCUGAGAGAACAGGAAGAGUUCUUCAGCAUGAGCCUAAAGGCUCUGAACUCGGCUCAGAAGAGCAGAGCAACGUAACUUUGUCAAGGAAUAAAGCUAAAAUGCCGAAAGAUCCAUCUCAGGUGGGGAAGCCUAAGGCACCAAAACAACUUAAACAGGAUUACAUGAACUCUCUUUUUAGCUCCCAGGAAGAGGUAGUGGAUGCAGGAAUGGAGGGAACUGAUUUCUUUCCAAUGUCGCUAUCUUCUCAAGUGUCCUCCAUCUCUAACUCCCAGAGGAAGCCCACCUUGGGCCCUCUCUCCCAGUCCUCCCAGCGAGGAAAGAAGAAAGCACGCAUGGGCUUUUAAAUGCUGAAAAAUAGACCUAUGGCCUAUCUUAAUUCAAAUGUGCUGAUGCUUCUAUUUUUGUAUCUCCUUAAUUAUGCUCUUGUACGUUUAUUAAAUGCCAGUUUAAUUUGAUUCUCAGACUAAACUUCAAGCUCGGAGUACUGAUGACAUGUAGUAUUGGAGGUUGUGGAAUGUGAAUGGCAAAUGUUCCUCCAAUUAGAUGACCUAAGGUGGUUGUUUUAUGUUAGAGGUCCCCAAAUUGGGGGGGGGGUGCAAAUUUUUCAUGAGAGGAGGGACUUUUUGUUGACCCAAUCGUGAUGAUAAUAUAUAAUUCCAAGGACUGUUAUAAAAUAUAUUGACACUUUCUUUAAUGAAUAAAAAUUAGAUGAAAAUGUCAGGAAGUGACAAACUUGAAACUGGUCCAAUCAGAAGUUGUCUGUACUUAGUGUUGAUUGUAGUUGCUCAUCAAUGGAUAAUGUUUGUCUGACCAGCUUUAAAUGCAUAAACUGUGCGUCUAUCUGACAAGUAGAAACUAUGUGGUUUUGUAUAAAAAUUUCUCUAAACUUUUGCAAUUACUGUGUGUUUGUGCCUCAGCCAACAUUAGGUAUAGAAAAAUCUACCAACACAUGGGUAAGUUUCAGAUUUGACGCAGAAGAAGACAAGCCUCAGUAGGAACCAUGUGGAGCGACAAUAACAGAUAAAAACUGCUAAUUCAGAAAACUUGCUUUAUGGAUGAGAUAGAAAUGCGUUCAGAAGCAAAUGCUUAUUUCUGGAAUUGGAUGUUGUCUUGUGUUGAAUUGAGGGGGGAAUCCCCAAAAUGGCUGGAUGAUAGAUGGCUGUCAAAACAAGUAAAGUUUGGUUCCAAAUGAAAUGCA
Messenger RNA from Brienomyrus brachyistius, 4018 nucleotides. RefSeq names its product TATA-box binding protein associated factor, RNA polymerase I subunit C (gene taf1c). The record is from RefSeq and is a predicted model, not a curated record. Gene Ontology annotation, cellular component: fibrillar center. Gene Ontology annotation, biological process: transcription by RNA polymerase I. NCBI's taxonomy places the organism in Eukaryota, Metazoa, Chordata, Actinopteri, Osteoglossiformes, Mormyridae. Gene Ontology annotation, molecular function: RNA polymerase I core promoter sequence-specific DNA binding; protein binding. The transcript is spliced from 14 exons. The coding region runs from base 255 to 3164 and encodes 969 amino acids.